Catharus ustulatus (Swainson's thrush) is the source of this 1684-nucleotide messenger RNA. It is a transcript of the gene OTUD5, whose product is annotated as OTU deubiquitinase 5. Lineage: Eukaryota; Metazoa; Chordata; Aves; Passeriformes; Turdidae. Gene Ontology annotation, biological process: protein deubiquitination. Gene Ontology annotation, molecular function: cysteine-type deubiquitinase activity; K63-linked deubiquitinase activity. The transcript is spliced from 9 exons. The record is from RefSeq and is a predicted model, not a curated record. The coding region runs from base 30 to 1544 and encodes 504 amino acids.
GGUCGGGCCCCGGCGGGAUCGGGCUGGGGAUGGGGCUGGGCCCCGGCUGCGGCAGCCCCGGGCCCGACGAGGCGGGAGGAGGCUACAACAGCGAGGACGAGUACGAGGCCGGGCGGGUGGAGAUGGACCCGGCCACGGCCGAGCAGGAGCACCGGUUCGAGAAGGCUCUGCGGGAGAAGAAAGGCUUCAUCAUCAAACGCAUGAAGGAGGACGGGGCCUGUCUGUUCCGGGCCGUGGCUGAUCAGGUGUACGGAGACCAGGACAUGCACGAGGUGGUGCGGAAACACUGCAUGGAUUACCUGAUGAAGAACGCCGAUUAUUUCUCCAACUACGUCACCGAGGAUUUCACCACCUACAUCAACCGCAAGCGCAAGAGCACCUGCCACGGCAACCACAUCGAGAUGCAGGCCAUGGCCGAGAUGUACAACCGGCCCGUGGAGGUGUACCAGUACGGCACUGAGCCCAUCAACACGUUCCACGGGAUCCAGCACAACGAGGACGAGCCCAUCCGGGUCAGCUACCACCGCAACAUCCACUACAACUCGGUGGUGAACCCCAACAAGGCGACCAUCGGCGUGGGGCUGGGGCUGCCCUCCUUCAAACCGGGGCUGGCCGAGCAGUCCCUGAUGAAGAGCGCCAUCAAGACGUCGGAGGAGUCGUGGAUCGAGCAGCAGAUGCUGGAGGACAAGAAACGCGCCACGGACUGGGAGGCCACCAACGAGGCCAUCGAGGAGCAGGUGGCCCGAGAGUCCUACCUGCAGUGGCUGCGCGACCAGGAGAAGCAGGCGCGGCAGCCUCGCAAGGCCAGCGCCACGUGCAGCUCGGCCACGGCAGCGGCGGCCAGCGGGCUGGAGGAGUGGAGCGGCCGCUCCCCCCGGCCCCGCAGCGCCGCCCCCUCCCCCGAGCACCCCGGGCUGCACCCCGAGACCCCCGGCCCCAAACCCCCCUCGCCUGGAGCCCCCCCCGCCGGAAAACCCCCCUCACCCUGUGCCCCAGGGACCAGCAGCCAGCUGGGGGCAGGGGGGGGGCCGGGCCACGCCCCCGCUGGUGUCGCUGUACCCCGCGCUCGAGUGCCGCGCCAUCAUGCAGCAGAUGUCCCCGACCGCCUUCGGCCUGAACGACUGGGAGGACGACGAGAUCCUGGCGUCGGUGCUGGCGGUGUCGCAGCAGGAGUACCUGGAGACCAUGAAAACCUCGCGCCACAGAGACCCCGCCGCCGACAAAAGUUGAUAUUGAACCCCCGGACUGCGACCCCCCCGCCCCCCCAAAAUCCACCCCAAAAAUCCCCCCAGACCCUCCGGAACCACCCCCUGAAAAAAACAAACAAACAAACAAAAAAAAAACAACAAACAAACAAACAAAGAAACAUCACGGCCGACCCUCCCCCAACCCAUCCAACACCGCCCCCCCCCCCCAAAAAAAAAAACCAAGCAGGGACCUGUGGGUGCAUGGCGGCCCCGGCUGGGGGGGUUGAUUUUGGGGGUGACAAAAACCCCCCCUUGGUGAAAGGGGGAGGGGGACACAGCGCUGGACGCCGCGGAUGAACCUCGGCUUUUUUUGGGGGGGGAGGAGAAGAAGGAGAAGAAAAAGAAGAUCCCUCCCCCAUCCUAAAAUUUACAGCUGGAAGGAAAAUGGGGGGGCUGGGGUGGGGGGGAGGGGGGCGUUCCUGUUUUUUGUAGGGGUC